Messenger RNA from Anisakis simplex (herring worm), 3270 nucleotides. The record is from the annotation of a GenBank genome assembly. NCBI's taxonomy places the organism in Eukaryota, Metazoa, Nematoda, Chromadorea, Rhabditida, Anisakidae.
AUUGGCAGUACGAACUCUUCAAGCAUCAAAACGACAUCAGUCGCAUCAACGCCUAAUACAAGCACGUCCUCAUCACCUUUGUCCUCAUAUGGAGCAACAGGAUCUGGGAUAGUGAACUGGCCAGCAAAUGCAGCAUGUGUACACGAUCAUCAUAAAUUUCUCGAAUCAGCAAUUGUCAAAGCAAUUCGGGAAUGCGCCUCUGAAUGGAAAAAGCAACUGGAGUGCUCGUCUCAAAUGCAGCACCACUAUCGCGUAGCAGCACCAACCGCAGGACUCGACUCAACAUGCGAACAAGCCAGGAAUUUAGUGGUUGCUAUUGACCGUUUCAUGUCAAGCGGGUGUGUUUCAUGUUUGCGAGGUGAACGCUUAUACUGGCGUUUUACGAAGGAAUUCAUGACCAAGAAUGAAUGCGAAUGCUUGAAAGAGGAAUGGCGUCCACGUAGUGAACGCGAAUUCGGUGUAGCUUGGAUACAGGAUUGUUUGAAUAAACAAUGCAUGUGUUCGGUUUUUGAGUCGUUUGUGCUGAAUUGGAAAAUUGUACUGAAGCAUUACAGUCGUAAUGCGGCGAUUGCGAAUCGAGUGUUGGCAAAGAGAUUAGCGAAGAACUUUUUGGAACUAUGUGAUGUGCGAUUCUUUUUUUCGGCAUCGGUCGGUGCUGCUGGUGGUGGUUUAAGCACAAGAAAUGCUGCUGCUGCUGAUGUACCAGUAGCUGAAAUACGUUCAGCGGACAUUUUUUCAAGCGAUGGAUCAUCGACAACGGCACGAAUGGUGCAUCAUCAGAAACGACUGUCAUCGGAACAAAGUCAGACUUUGAUCAAAUCGCAUUCCGGUUUAGCGUCAUCAUCAUCAUCCUCAUCAACCACUAUGCGUCAACAUUCAAAAUCUGCUUCACAAGAACAGUCAACAGCUUUUGCAGCGAAUGGAGUUGGAGUUGGAGCAGCUACAGUUCGAGCUUCUUCACCGCUAUCAUCGUCACCAUCAGCAAAUGUUACCCGAGGCGCUCGACUAUCCUCAACACGUAGACGUCGUUCAGCAACCUGCUAUAAUACUACAACCCCGUCAUCAGCCAAUCAAACUUCAACUGCAACCAAUUUAGAUAUUCCAUUAUCACCUGAUUUUAUUGAAACAACACCCUUAAUGAGUAGUUCACCGUUCAUUUCGUCUGCUAAAGAUUAUGAUUACGUAUUCGAUCAAAUAUUGCAUCGUGGCGAACGGGGCCUGGUGCCAUGUGGCUCAUUACCGCUUUUGUCCAACAACUACAGCCAUCAUGCGACACUAAACUCAACGUCGGCUCUUCCUCAAACGACCGCUUCAACGACAACUCUAAGCAGCAUGCCAUCAAAAACAACAGCACCUAACGGCAAUAUCGCCAACCAACAACCUAAUGAUAUUCUGUCGCCGUCUAAUCUUCAGAUAACUUCAUCUGCCUCAACUUUAGUGCCGUUCUAUUCGUUUGCAAAUGAUCAGCAUCCGAAUACUUUUAGCGGUCAUCCUUCGAGCAAUGUUUCUCUAAAUAGUGCGCCAAUCUUAAAUCCACCAGGACAGCCUGUAUCAUCUUUGUCGUCGUCGUCAUCGAGCGUGCUCCAUCAUCAGAAUCAACAGCAGAAUACUAGUGCUUUACAACAUUCUGCUCAUCUCGAUCAGCGUCACACAACAGAGAUCAGAGGUGAUGUGAAUGUCAAACGAGAGAUGCCAGCAGGCGUACGCCAAUCCGUAUCGUCGAGCAAUCCGUUUGAUGUUGCCCUACAGAAUAGUUUAUCGAAGGCGAAACUGAUGGCAGCAGCUCGAGAAUGCGAAACGAAGUUAUUUGAAGAGCACCAACAAGAGCCGUUAUCCAGCAAACAACACUCAGCACACACCUCAACAUCACCUCAUGAAUUUCCACCAUUUGGUGAAAUAAAACUCGAUAUGGGCGAAGUGGUCGGUUUGAAUAUCAAAGUGUUCAGAGCUGAAAUCGAGAAAUUUCUCAAGUUCUACCAAGUUUACGUUCAUUUCGCCACCGGUCAACCGGAUCAUCGCUUCUUUGUACUUUCCGAUCGAGCCAUCUAUCUGCUUUCGUUACAGUGUAAUUUAGUAUCUGCCAGAAAAACAUAUAUCACAUGUGCAUAUUUAUCACUAACUGAUAUUGAUUUUAUUGCGGUGGGUGUUGAUUAUGAAGUGCUCUAUUUGCACAUUCGAAAAGACGCAUUCAUGGAGGAUGGUGAUGGUGUGAAAUUAGAUGGACGUGUAAUGGAAGUGUGUACAGCAUGCAGACAACUUGGCAUGGCCAUGGUUGAAGCGAUUCGUAUGGCGUUCAAUAAACAGAUGCAACAGCAACACUAUUUGAGGUUGAUGAAUGAGUUGCAGUUGGAUGGUGAACAGGAAACUUCACCACUUCAGUUGGCUGUUUAUACGGAUCGUACUCCGCAACGCGCAAUUGCUAUUAAAUUCAUCGCAAAACAACUGAAUUUGGAGGAACCGAAGCUGGAGUGUUACUGUUUGGCGUUAUGGCGACAAACGCGCAUCGAUUCAUCGAAUAGGUUGAUGAUGGGUGCUGAGAACGUGGCACAACGUAGUGGAUUCUUAUACCAUAAGAUGAUUAAGUCGAACGCAUGGCUGCCAUCGCAUUAUUCAACGAAUGAUUUUCGUCAGAGUUUCUUUGUGUUGAAUGGCAAAAAACUUUAUCAGUUCGAGGAUUCGACGUGUAAAGUUGGUGAACGAGUGAUUGCUAUACAGGAAAUGGUAUCGAACGUUUUGGAAUUGAAAGGGUGUGAACAAUCACCGCACAUGUUUCAAAUUGAAUUCACGAAUGGUGAUAAAUAUGAACUGAUCUGUGCGAGUGCAGAUGACCUCCGUAAAUGGGUGUCACUUCUCAACUUUGCAUUAUCCACUACGGAUAUGGACGAUGAAGCAGUGGCGUGCAUAGCAAUGAUAAGUGCAGAUUCAAUAUUGUUAGUACAAGAGGGUUUGAAUUUCGUUGUUGAUGGCUUUAUGCGUCUUCUGACACGAAUUAGACUUGGCAAUAUUCAUUCGGUGAUUGGUGUGUUGGCGAAUGAACGUUACGCAUGUGUGAUCAGGAAUGAGAACGAGAAGAUUCUUGAAUGGAUCUUGCUGAGAUCACCCGAUGAAGUGGAUCGUUUCUCAGCAACUCUUCAGCGACUUGGGGUGAACCGUGCAAGCAACGAAGAGGAUGGCUGUUCACGAUUGACGGCGUUGUUGAAUUCGAUGCCGUCUUCCUCAGAUCUCUUCUAUUUCUCAGAUGCACAUUCAGAUGAUGCUUUCGAACUGUGA